Messenger RNA from Penicillium concentricum, 495 nucleotides. RefSeq names its product nuclear transport factor 2 family protein. The record is from RefSeq and is a predicted model, not a curated record. Bases 1 to 495 code for a protein of 164 amino acids. The transcript is spliced from 2 exons. Lineage: Eukaryota; Fungi; Ascomycota; Eurotiomycetes; Eurotiales; Aspergillaceae.
AUGGCUGAUGCAGCUAUGGCAGCCUACGACAGGACUAUGGCCCUCCCGGCAGUUCUAACCCCGGCUCUUGACACCCGUGAAGCUAUUUCUGAUUCACUCCAUCGGUUUAUGCUCGGUAUGGACACCAACGAUGCCGAGCUUUUCAAUUCGGCCUUCACCGAGGACGUGAAAUGGGACCUUCUGGAGGAAGUUCACCUCGCGUGCUUCGAGAAAACCAUCAUCCACCUCGACACCACCCACUACGUCACCAGCGUCCGCAUCAAUGUUGCGCAGAGUGGAACGGAGGCAAGCCUCUCGUGCUUGUACAAUGCGAAGCACUGCCGUCUUGGUACGGGGAUUGACCCGAAAGCGCCUUGGUUUUGGACCGGCGGUACCUAUUACCUUGAGAUGGUCAAGGUCGAGUCUGAGGGAUUGUGGAAGAUCAAGUUCUACAAAAUGAGAACGAUGUGGAUUGAGGGUGACUUCGAGGUGAUGGGUCACGGUCUAUGGACUUGA